CACACCACGACGACAAGACACCAUGGCCGCAGUAUCGCAGAACAGCCCCUUCAUAAGGCAGCUCGCCGCCAACGACAAGCGCAUCCGCGACAAGGCACUCGAUAGCUUGAAGACGUACCUGGGCGGACGGACGGGGCUCGAUGAGCUCGAGCUACUCAAGCUAUGGAAGGGCCUCUUCUUCUGCAUGUGGCAUAGCGACAAGCCGCGCACGCAGCAGCAACUCGCGCUGGAGCUGGCGGGCCUGGUCGACAUCCUCCCUUCCGAGACGACCAUCCCCUUCCUCGACGCCUUCUGGAAGACGAUGGCGCGCGAAUGGGCCGGCAUUGACGCGCUGAGGAUGGACAAGUUCCUUUUCCUCGUGCGUUGCUACCUCAACGCCGGAUUCCGGCAGUGCGCGGGCCAGCGCUGGCGCAACGCCCCCCUUCUGACGCAAUACCUGGACAUCCUGCGCGCGACGCCGCUGAACCCAACCGACAUGAAGAUUCCCAACGGCAUGCGCUUCCACGUGCUCGAUAUUUACGUCGACGAGCUGGACAAGGUGGAUGCGGCGCGCGAGGGUGAUUUGCCGUUGGACACAGUGUUGGCGCCGCUGCGGGAGCUGGGUGAGAAGUGCGUUGUCAAGGCAGUGAGGACGAGGGUCAAGGAAGAGUUGGCCGAAGAUGAGAGGCUGAAGGACUGGAGUAACCCCAAUGCUGGGAAGGAGGCGGAGCAGGAGAGUGAGGAGAGUGAAGGCGAGGGCGAGGAGUGGGGCGGCAUUGAUGAGUGAUAUCCUGGGAAGGGUUUCUACUGCUGUGAUUAUAGCAAGGCGUUGGCGGAUUGCAUAUCAAGAACAUUGUCUGCUUCUUGGCAGUUUUCAUAUCUUCAAAUAACCUCUUGGAAU
This is a messenger RNA of Aplosporella prunicola CBS 121167, 880 nucleotides long. RefSeq lists its product as uncharacterized. The record is from RefSeq and is a predicted model, not a curated record. Lineage: Eukaryota; Fungi; Ascomycota; Dothideomycetes; Botryosphaeriales; Aplosporellaceae. The coding region runs from base 23 to 766 and encodes 247 amino acids. Gene Ontology annotation, cellular component: preribosome, large subunit precursor; nucleus; preribosome, small subunit precursor. Gene Ontology annotation, biological process: rRNA processing. The transcript has 3 exons.